Molecule: messenger RNA, 3693 nt
Organism: Nothobranchius furzeri (turquoise killifish)
Lineage: Eukaryota; Metazoa; Chordata; Actinopteri; Cyprinodontiformes; Nothobranchiidae
Gene: pals1b
Product: protein associated with LIN7 1, MAGUK p55 family member b
Biological process (GO): establishment or maintenance of epithelial cell apical/basal polarity; protein localization to plasma membrane; generation of neurons
Cellular component (GO): plasma membrane; adherens junction
Molecular function (GO): protein binding
Source: RefSeq, a predicted model, not a curated record
AUAAUUUAUCAUUGAGUUGGGGUCACUGUUGAUGCAAUGAGGCACUUUGUGAUAGCUCCAGGAUUUCUUCAUGGAGAGAUGACGUCUCAGCUGGACUGGAAGCUCCUUCUGUGCCUGCGGGAAAAGUAGAAAUGCACAGAGCAAAGGUGGGAAGAUGUGAACUAAGAUGAAUCCAGUAGACACUCCAGUCCUUUCUCAAACCCUUUUCAAACUUGUCAAGUUGUGUGAUGUUGCCUAAGAAUGUUUUUUUAAUGCAAUGGCCUAAGUGUGGCAGACACACUUUUGAAUAAAUAUUACGCUAAUUUUCUUUUUAGUGGCUUUUAUCUGCAAAUGGAGUGAUAUUUGCAGUUCUAUUACAAAAGCUAUUCUAAACUAUUUUGAUUUCAUGUGUUGAAAUAUGCUUCAUCAAGAAAAAUAUACCUUAGCUAGAAUGUUAAAAAAUGCAAACAUGUAAGUCUCAUCACUGUUGGAAUUAUGAUUUGGUGUAGUGCUGAUUUGGGUACUUAUAAUUUAAUUUAUCUGAUUAUGCUUGCCGAAUGUUCUUAAUGGUUUUUUUUAGUUAAUUGUGACCUUAUGGCACCGUUGAAUAAUUACAAUGGAGUUUACAGUAAAUAAAAUAACGAAAUUAAUCAUUAUAAUUAAUUGUUCUACAGGUAUAUAUUUAAAAUUGAUUUUUUUGGUAAACGUCUAAAUUCAUAAACUCUGAGUGUCUAUUUUAAUCCGCCUUAUUCAAUGUUUUACAUAGUAUUGUUAUUUACGACAUUGUCGUUACGUGUCUGUCGGAAAGAUGGCGCUGUAGAGCUGCAGUGUUGCCAAGGAAACGAUUGAAAACAACCGGUGGCGCAGUUCAGAAGUGUCCCGACUGCGCUUGGACAAAACUCAACAACCGCUGAACGCGUUCCUAGGGAGAAGACGGCAAGUUUCUCAUUCACGAGCUGCUCGGAUGUUCUCCGGAGAUUUUAUUUUAAAAGAGCCGCUUCCUGCUCCCGAAACUCGGACUCUUCGCUGGUUUUGAAGUGGAGGAGCGAUGACUGAACCGGCACAGAGGACUCCAUCCUCCAAUGGCGUGCCUUGACCCUUGAGCUGAUAGUUUCCAGCAGCAGCUUCUCGUGACGCUCUGGCAGACCUCAGGAAACCCUGGGGUGGUUUGAACUGUACGCCGCAGCAACAGGGAUGAUAACAUCCCAUAUGAACGGUUAUGUGCAAGAGGCCUCUGGUCAGGCCAUGAGCCACAGAGAGAGGGCUGUGGACUGUCCGGGGCAGGAAAGCAGCCUUGUCAAAUCCCCUCACUGCAGUGCCCACAUGGAGAGGAUCCAAUAUUACCAAGAGGAGCUGAGGAGGAGGAGAGAGGAGGACAACAAGGGGAAACAUGACAUUGAUCCAAACGCCUCUCUGAGGCUCAAAAAGCUGUCGCAGAACCAAAAAGUUGGCAUUGACAAUCCCACCUUUGAGAGGAAGGAAAAGGCUUCCGAAGAUGCGGCCUGUCUGGGUCCUGUUGUUGAGCUGGUGGAGCUGUUGCAGGUUCUGAAGUGGGCGCAGAGCUGCUUGAGUGAUGCUCAGAGCCAGCAGGAUGUGGAGCUGAUCAUGCAGCUCCUGACCAAGGAGGAAUUCAGGACCGCCUAUAGCAUCUACACCGCUGUGUCCCAGCAGAUGAACCGAGCCAGUCCCACGUCGCCGCUCACGUCCCAAGCACAGGACCUCUGCCAGGAGGUUCAGAGGAUUCUCCAGUCCAGCCAACAUAAGGAGGGUCUGGAGCUCCGUGUGCUGCUCACCAAUCCCCACCUCCAGGCGCUGAUGCAGGCCCAUGACGAUGUGGCCGUGCAGGAAAUAGCAGAGGAAAACGUGAGCCGGUACCUCGGAGAGACGGUUAAAUUAGUGCGUCUGGAGAAGGCCAAAGACACUCCUCUGGGUGCAACAGUACGCAAUGACAAUGACAGUGUGGUGGUGAGUCGUGUGGUGAAAGGCGGAGCGGCGGAGAGGAGCGGCCUGCUGAGCGAAGGCGACGAGAUCCUGGAGAUCAACGGGAUUUCUAUUCGUGGAAAACACAUCAACGAAGUCCAUGACCUACUGCAAGUAAUGCACGGAACUCUGACCUUCCUCCUCAUCCCGAGCUCUCAGGUCAAACCCACCCCUCACAGACAGACUGUGAUGCAUGUUCGCGCUUACUUCGACUAUGACCCCUCUGACGACCCGUUAGUGCCGUGUCGGGAGCUGGGUUUGUCCUUCCAGAGAGGAGACAUACUCCAUGUCAUCAGCCAGGACGAUCCCAGCUGGUGGCAGGCCUACAGGGACGGGGACGAGGACAACCAGCCUCUGGCUGGACUCAUUCCAGGUAAAAGUUUCCAACAACAGAGAGAGAGCCUUAAGAAGACUAUAACCGACAAGAGCCAAGAGCAGCAAGGGAAACUUUGGAGUUCAAAGAAAAUCAAGAAGCAUAAGAAGAAGAUUUCUUCAAACUUGAGCAAAGAGAGCGACGACAUCCUGACCUACGAGGAGACGUCCCUCUACCACCAGCCGGCUAAUCGCAAGCGCCCCGUAGCUCUGAUUGGUCCCGCAAACAGCGGCCACGAUGAGCUGCGUCGGAGGCUUCUGUCCACAGAUCCGGAGAAGUUUGCUGUCGCCGUCCCACACACGACCAGGAACCCCAGGAUACACGAGCGAAACGGACGGGAGUACCAUUUCGUGAGCCGCUCCGCCUUUGAGACGGACCUGGCGGCAGGGAAGUUCAUAGAGUCCGGGGAAUAUGAGAAAAACCUGUACGGCACCAGCACCGACUCCGUCCGACACAUCAUCAACUCCGGUCACAUCUGCUUGCUCUGUCUGCACACGCGAUCUCUGCAGGUGCUGAGGUCCUCCAACCUCAAGCCCUAUGUCAUCUUCAUCUCUCCUUCUCAAGAGCGACUGCGCACCCUGCUGGCUGCAGAAGGGAAAACACCAAAGCCGGAGGAGCUGAAGGAGGUCAUCGAAAAGGCCCGCGAGAUGGAGCUCAACUUCGGCCACAUUUUCGAUGCCACCAUCGUCAACGUGGAUGUGGGCCAGGCUUUCCUGGAGCUCUGCAGGUUAAUCGAUAAGCUGGACACCGAGCCUCAGUGGGUGCCCACAUCCUGGCUGUGCUAGACGCGGUUUUCUCUUUACUAAAAGGAGUCUCAGGGAAGGAGGAGGUAGAAAAACUGAACGAGGAGGACUUUCACUUCCACAGGGUCCUUAUUCGUGCUGCAGGGAUGGUUCUUUGAUGUUCCUUUGUUGGUGUGUGUCUUCCGUGAAUGUUCUGUUGUGUGAAAAUGUGUGUUGAUCUCAGUUUAUACAAAAUCAUUUAUGUGUUGUUAGUUAUUUAUAAUUGUAAAUACAUAUAUAUUUGUAGAUGAUGUGUUGUUGAACCAAAUUUGGUACAUUCAGUUUCAAAAAGGCUUUGUUUAAGAAAAACAUGGAACCAAAACCUCAUGAGAGAAAAGGAUAGAAGUAGAUUUUAUGCAAUGAGAACAGUUUUAAAAUCCGCUGUAGUGUUCUUAAACCAGCAUCAGUAUUUGUUCUCCUUUACAAGACCUCAGGCUGGUUUUCAGUACUAUGUUCUAAUGCUGCACAAUACAGCUGAGGUCGUUUUAUACGCACUAGAGUCUAAAAGCCACUAAUUCCUGCACUUUCCAAGGAAGUCUCUGCUAAAGUGUUAAUAAAAACAGAAUGUGACCAAGCUGA